CCAUAUCGGUUAUCAUUUCUCGCCAGGUCUCUCAAGGUCUGAAGGAACAAGCGAGAUGAACAUGUCUUUUUCUUCUGCCACUCCGCUUUCAAAGCAUUUCCCAAUGGCUAAAAUCUUUUUGACUUCUUCACCAACAACCCUUUUCACUAAAACCCAAAACCCAUUUCUUUCAUUUUCAUCUAAAAAACCCAUAAACCUCUCUCUGUCAGCUGUUUUACCUUCAUGGGGGUCGGUCCAAACCUCCAAAAAGUUAUCUUCUUUACACAUAAUCCCAUUCGUGGCUCAAACUUCAGAUUGGGCGCAGCAGGAAGAAGAAGAAGAGAAUAUGAGUUGGGAUAAUCAAAAUAUUGAGGGUUCUGUUUAUGGUGAAGAGAGUUUCGAUGGAGGGAGUGAAGAAGAGGAGUAUAAAGAGCCACCUGAAGAGGCUAAGUUAUUUGUGGGUAAUUUACGUUAUGAUAUUGAUAGUGAAAGUCUGGCUCAGCUCUUUAACCAGGCUGGUGUUGUCGAGAUUUCUGAGGUUAUUUAUAAUAGGGAGACUGAUCAGAGUAGAGGAUUUGGUUUCGUAACAAUGAGUACCGUUGAAGAAGCCGAGAAAGCUGUGGAGAUGUUUCACCGUUAUGAUUUAAAUGGAAGACUUUUAACUGUAAACAAGGCUGCUUCUAGGGGGUCACAGCCACCAAGACCUCGAUUGUAUGAAACUACUAACAGAAUCUAUGUUGGUAACCUGCCAUGGCAAGUAGAUGAUGCACGUUUGGAGCAGGUCUUCAGUGAAUAUGGAAAGGUGGUGAAUGCCAGGGUAGUUUCUGAUCGGGAAACAGGACGUUCACGUGGGUUUGGCUUUGUUACUAUGUCUAGUGAGACAGAAGUGAAUGAUGCCAUUGCUGCCCUUGAUGGACAGAGUUUGGAUGGAAGGGCAAUUAGAGUGAAUGUUGCUGAAGAACGACCAAGACGGGGUUCUUUUUAGAUGUGUGAGGGGAUAACUAUUAUUAGAGUCCAUUUGUAACAAUUUUUAUCCCAUUAUCAUACUAGUGAGUUUUUGAAGUAGGAUUUAAAAAUUCUUCUUGUUAAAGAUUUCUUCACUUUUUGUCUUUUUUUUUUUAUCAGUCAUUAUUUUUUUAGGCAAAGUCUUAAUGUCAUUAUUCUGAUAUUGUGACAAACACAGCUAGCAUGGAUAGUCGAAUGAGAUUGUGUGGUUUGGCGAAGCAUUCAAGUGACAUGUGACAACCGAGACAUGAGGUGUUUUUCUGAUUUUUAGAUUGCACAAUCCAAGGAAAAUAGUCUGAAAUUGAAAUUAAGUAUUCUUAUUUUUUCAAAGAUAAUGAUUGUUAAGUUUGGAUAGCCAUUGACUUUACAAAUUUGUUGACUACA
Mangifera indica (mango) is the source of this 1368-nucleotide messenger RNA. Its product is annotated as 28 kDa ribonucleoprotein, chloroplastic-like. Gene Ontology annotation, molecular function: mRNA binding. NCBI's taxonomy places the organism in Eukaryota, Viridiplantae, Streptophyta, Magnoliopsida, Sapindales, Anacardiaceae. Gene Ontology annotation, cellular component: cytosol. The record is from RefSeq and is a predicted model, not a curated record. The transcript is spliced from 4 exons. Bases 56 to 964 code for a protein of 302 amino acids.